GAAACAGCAGCUCAUGCCGUUGUCAUCAUUAUAAACUGAAAACAGAAAUUUUUUUCGUUAAUUUCAAAAUCAAAUUAUUUGAUUGAUAAUGGCGGCGAUUGGUGAUGAUGAUGAUAAUGAUUUUGCCUAUCAAUUAGAACAAGAAGAAUUAGAACGAAAAAAACAACAACAAUCUUGUGGUAAUGAAUCAAAUUCCAAUAUUUUUCGUGAUCCAUCUGAUGGUAUGGAAUAUGAAUGGGAUCCGGCAAAAAAAGCAUGGUUUCCUCGAAUAAAUGAUGAUUUUAUUGCAAAAUAUCAAGCAUCAUAUGGCCAAUUUGAAGAUGAUCAACAAACAAAAGAAUCUCAAUCGAUUAAAGAUAAUGAUGCAGAACAAAAGUCGACAAAUGCUGAAGACCAGAAACCUAUGCAAUCUGAUGAUAAUCAAUUGAAAUCAUCAUCCCAACAACAACAAACAACAUCCGAAUUAUCAACGAAAAAACGGCCACGAGAUGAACCACCUGAGCCACCAAAAUGGUUCGAAAUUGAUGAUGAGCAUAAUACAAAUGUAUAUGUUUCAAAUCUACCAUUAGAUAUUACUAUGGAUGAAUUUACUGGAUUGAUGAAAAAAUGUGGUCUUAUCAUGAAAGAUGAUAGGGGUCAAUUGAAAAUAAAAUUAUAUACCGAUUCGAAUGGAAAACCAAAAGGUGAUGGCCGUUGUUGUUAUAUAAAAGUCGAAUCAGUUGAUUUAGCAUUAAAAAUAUUGGAUGGUUAUCAUUUACGUGAUACUGAUCAGCAACCGAUUAAAGUUGAACGAGCAAAAUUCUCAUUAAAAGGUGAAUAUAAUCCACUGUUGAAACCGAAAAAGAAAAAAUUGAAUAAAAAAGAUCGUGAAAAACAACGAAAACGAAUGGAAAAAUUGUUUGAUUGGCGACCGGAUAAACUACCUGGUGAACGACCAAAAUCAGAAAAAACAGUCAUUAUUAAAAAUAUGUUCGAUGUGAAAACAUUUGAAAAUGAUCCGCGUUUAAUAUUGGAAUAUAAAACUGAUAUUCGUGAAGAAUGUGAAGAAAAAUGUGGUCCAGUUCGAAAAGUUGAUAUUUAUGAUCGCAAUCCUGAAGGAGUAGCAACAGUUACAUUCAAUGAAUUCGAUGAUGCUGAUAAAUGUGUUGAAUUGAUGAAUGGAAGAUUUUUCGCCGGUCGUAAAUUAGAUGCCAAACAUUGGGAUGGUAAAACUCGUUAUAAAAUUGAAGAAACUGAUGAAGAAAUUCAAAAACGAAUUCGUCAAUGGGAUGAAUUUUUGGAACAGCCUGAUGAUGAACCAAAACAACAAAAAGAAUCGAUUCAAGAAUCUCAAUCAUAACUUUUUUUUGAAAAAAAAUCAUUUGUAUAUUUCAUUUAUCAAAAAUCAAUAA
Dermatophagoides pteronyssinus (European house dust mite) is the source of this 1391-nucleotide messenger RNA. RefSeq names its product RRM1_TatSF1_like and RRM2_TatSF1_like domain-containing protein barc (gene barc). Gene Ontology annotation, cellular component: U2-type spliceosomal complex; U2 snRNP. Gene Ontology annotation, molecular function: RNA binding. NCBI's taxonomy places the organism in Eukaryota, Metazoa, Arthropoda, Arachnida, Sarcoptiformes, Pyroglyphidae. Gene Ontology annotation, biological process: mRNA splicing, via spliceosome. The record is from RefSeq and is a predicted model, not a curated record.